Physeter macrocephalus (sperm whale) is the source of this 3126-nucleotide messenger RNA. It is a transcript of the gene OC90, whose product is annotated as otoconin 90. Bases 1 to 2400 code for a protein of 799 amino acids. The record is from RefSeq and is a predicted model, not a curated record. NCBI's taxonomy places the organism in Eukaryota, Metazoa, Chordata, Mammalia, Artiodactyla, Physeteridae. Gene Ontology annotation, molecular function: calcium ion binding; phospholipid binding. Gene Ontology annotation, biological process: lipid catabolic process; arachidonate secretion; phospholipid metabolic process. The transcript is spliced from 15 exons.
AUGGUUUCUGAAAGCACACUUGCCAUAUUCCGCUGCCUUCUCUCCCAGGACGCUGCUGCAGCUGAUGCCAGGAUCCCAGUUUGCUCUGCUGCCAUGAUCGUGCUUCUGCUCGUAGGAAUGCUAAUGGCCCCGCAUGGCGGGGCCCACCCUCUGGACACCCCACAUCUUCCACGGGAGCUGCCUCCAGGACUCUCAGAAAAUAUCAAUAUGACUUUCCUCAAUGGGGUGUUUAAAAAUGUGGGAGGAGUGGCCGAAAUUUUUGGCUGCCUGGGCUCCCACUUCACCUGGCUGCAGGAUGUCUUCACCAACUUCCCCGCGCUGCUCCAGUUCGUGAAUGGUAUGAAGUGUGUGGCUGGUCUCUGCCCCCGGGACUUCGAAGACUACGGCUGUGCCUGCAGGUUUGAGAUGGAAGGGCUGCCUGUGGACGAGUCUGACAGCUGCCCCUCUUCUGACCCUAACCCACACUCUCACCCUGACCCUUCCCCAUCCUGCCACAGCUGUUGCUUCCAGCAUCGCAGGUGUUAUGAGGAGGCUGCUGAGAUCGACUGUCUGCAAGACCCCGCCAAGCUUGGCACAGAUGUCAACUGUGUCACCAAGAGUAUCACCUGUGAGUCCGGGGACGCUUGUGAGCGCCUGCUGUGUACCUGUGACAAGGCUGCCAUAGAGUGCUUGGCCCAGUCCAGUAUCAACUCUUCCCUGAACCUUCUGGACACGUCCUUCUGUCUGGCUCAGCCUCCAGGUAGGAAGAUCCGGGCCCUGCAUCAGUGGUGGGGACGGCAAUCUGCGGCGGGAGCUGGUAUGGGACCAAUCGUCGCUGCGUUUCUUCAGAUGCCAAGUCCUUCUAACAUCCUCCAGAACCACUUCUCUAAUGUGCUUUCUCUUCAGAGACAACCAGCAGGAAAGAGCCGCUGCUGUAAGCAGGACAGGGUCCAGUGCUCAGAUGGGGCAAGGCCCCUCUGGCUGGGGGCGCCCCUGGCCACUGAGGCCUCCCGGGAACAGACUGGCUGUCCCCCUCCUCUGCCCACCAGAGCCUGCAGCACAAGGGGCUGCCUGGAUCCAGUCCUGGCUGGAGUCCCUCCCGAGGGAGGGGCCUUGCUGGGCAUCCCUGUGUCCUGGGCCGUGUGCGAGAGGCAGAGGUAUCCCGAGGCAGGACAGGCAGCCCUUCUGGGAACAUCUUUUACAGCCCCCUUAUCCUCCUGCCUCAUCCAGCCAUCCAGCCUGUCCCUGGGGGCCCCUGGCACUUGCACCCCUCACUCGUUGCUCCUGGGGGCUCUUUUUCCAGUGGUUCCUGUGGAGCCCACGGACUCCAGCCUGACGGCCCUCUCAGGAGAAGAUGAACACAGGGCGACCGGCGAGCUCCAAACUGAACUGGGCAUCCUGGAUUUUUAUUUGCUAAAUCUGGCAACUCUUCACCCUCAGGGAGAUCACGCUGCACACCCAGCGCCCUACAAGUUCGUGUAUUGCUCUCCUCUGCUGUUGUUGCUGCUGCUUCUGCCAGAACCAGGCCAAGUCCAGGAAGACACAGAAGAUGCAAGGGCCACGCCUUCUCCAGAGGCUGCCCGACGGUUUCUUGUGUGGAAUCCUAUAAAUUGUUUAACCGAUUAUUUCCAACGUGUUAAUAUAAAUAAUGGAUAUGCACUUUCUUUAUGCCCAUCCACUUCUGAUAAAUGCCUAGAAGUUGAAUUGCUGGAUAAAAGGUAUGUGUUUUCAGGGUCUGCAGAGAUUGCUGCCACAGCUGAAGGUGUAACCAUCGUCCCUGCCGGCGUUAAAUCUUUGGGGCUGGCUGCGUCAGCUGUCAGAAGCGGUCCUGAGGAGACACCUGGAAAAGCCUGUGACAGGUUCACCUUCCUGCACCUGGGAAGCGGGGACAACACCUGGGUGAUGCCACAGCUUGGAGAGAUGCUCUUUUGUCUGACAUCCCGGUGCCCGGAGGAAUUUGAAUCUUACGGCUGUUACUGUGGGCAGGAAGGACAAGGCGAGCCCAGGGACGCUCUGGACAGGUGCUGUUUGUCCCAUCACUGCUGCCUGGAGCAGGUGAGAAGGCUGGGCUGCCUGCUCGAGAGGCUUCCUCGGUCACCAGUGGUAUGCGUGGAUGGUACCCCCAAGUGUGUAGGGCAGAGCCUGUGUGAGAAGCUGCUUUGUGUCUGUGACCAGACAGCGGCUGAAUGCCUGGCCUCUGCCUUCUAUAACCAAAGCCUCAAGUCACCUGGCAGACAGGAGUGCCAGGGCCACCGGCCGUCCUGCGAGGACGGCAGGGUUUCAGCUUCGUCCCUUGGCUCCAGCUCUGAGGAGAACAGUGUGGAGGCCCCGCCCCCCAGGGAGGGCCUGAGAAGAACCAGAAGAUUCCUGGGGAAGUCACUUGGUCUCCUGGGGACCAGGCCACAACGUGGCCCCAGAUAGAUUCCCAGAGAAAAUGACCAUCACACCCUGUCUUUCUGUCCCUCCUGCUACUGUAACCUCUCUGGGCCCAUCUCCAUCCUCUCUGUCCGCAGCAGAGGCUCAAAGGGGGGAGAGGCAGGAAGACCCCUGCACGGGUGCAUCGUGAUGGCUGUCAGCCCACAUCCGAACGUGUCUUUGGAGAAGGCAAACGAGGGGGUGGUUAUAUGUUUCCUGGAGUGCACUGUAGGGGCUCAAUAAAUAUUCCCAUCAACGUUUCUUUGUCUGGUUUGGUUUUGAAGAUACUGGUACAUGGAUAGAUGGCAAAGGUGAGACGGCAGAGGAACGGAGGGGGAAAAGAUAUCUUCACUCCCCAAUCACUGAAAUCACAAUCUGCUAUUAAAAAAAUACAGAAGGGAGUAUGUUUAAUCAAUCUUAUGAGAUCACCUAUGGGUCACCAAUAACCCACCAAAGACGUAUGCCAAGGACUGAGAUGACAGCUCUUCUGGUAUGUUAUUAAGAGAACGGCCUCAGCCACCUCCAUGAAGGAUCACUGAUAACCCUGUCUUGGGUCUGGCAAUAUUAAAUUGAUAUAAAAAAAAAUGACAGGGUUUAUCCCAGUGGCUGGAAGUUUGGGGGAUGCCAAUGCCCACUCGGACACAGACAAAUAUAAUAGGAAUUACAAAAAAAUGGAAAUUACACCCCUCCAUCCAUCCAUCCACCCUCCCACCCAUCUGAUAGUUAUUGAGA